Cokeromyces recurvatus is the source of this 1894-nucleotide messenger RNA. RefSeq names its product carotenoid oxygenase. The transcript is spliced from 3 exons. Gene Ontology annotation, biological process: carotene catabolic process. The record is from RefSeq and is a predicted model, not a curated record. The coding region runs from base 57 to 1817 and encodes 586 amino acids. Lineage: Eukaryota; Fungi; Mucoromycota; Mucoromycetes; Mucorales; Mucoraceae. Gene Ontology annotation, molecular function: carotenoid dioxygenase activity.
UUUUUUUUUUCUUUCAUUUUUUUUUUUUUUUACUUUCUUUCUUUGAUAAAAAUAAUAUGUUUCUUGUAAUAACAUUUGUUUUAUUACCUGGAUGUCUUCUAUUUACUCUUUAUUAUUACUAUAAUAAAGUUUAUAAUCACUUUUUUCAAGUAAUCAAAGCAAACUAUGUUCCUGAUUCAAUUGAAAUUCAAGAUCCUAUUCUUUUAAAUAUUGAAAAUGGUAGUAUACCUACUUGGUUGAAUGGCAUCAUGUAUCGUAUAGGUCCUGGUAAAUUCAAUAUUCAGCAAAAUGAUGGGUCUCUAUUCUCUAUCCGUCAUGCCUUUGAUGGGCUCCCGUUUAUGCAUCGAUUUGAAGUUUGUGGGAGAACCCAAACAUUAAAAUAUAAUUCUCGUCUUUUGGCCAAAAGUGUGGAAACAAACAUUUCAAAUAAAUCUUAUAAAGGCAUGCUAUUCUUUGGGCAUCAACCUUGCUUGAGCUUCUUUCAAUGGCUCUCUCAUUUUUGUAUUCGGUUCUAUAAGCUUGUCUUCCUUUCUGAACUAAACGACGGACUUCCCGCUGACGGGCACAUGGUCGGUGUGACGGCUACACCUAAUCUGCCUCUUCCGUCCUCCGUGAAAGGGAAUAACAAAAAUAUACUUGUAGCUAAAACAGAUGCCAAUCUAUUACAAAAGAUUCAUGCUGAGACACUAAAACCCCAACACGUUUUUGAUUAUUCUGCUUUUGAUAAACAUUUAAAUGGACAAUUUUCGGCAGCACACCAUCAAACGGAUCACUUUACAAAGGAAACUUAUAAUUUUACAUUAGCUAUCAUUCCUUAUCCUAGACUGAUAGUAUUUAAAAUCUCAAAAGACGGUGAGAAAACUACUAUUUUAGCUAAUAUCACACAUCGUUAUGAUGGAUCCCCUAUUUGUCCUUCUUAUAUUCAUUCCUUUUGGCUAACAAAAGAAUAUAUCAUUAUCCCUGAAUCUCCCAUGAUCAUAAAAAAUCGGGGUGUUGAUAUAUUAAUGCAUGGAUCCUUUAUAUCUGGUAUGAAAUGGGACUCAAAUGCUCCUACCUAUCUUCAUGUUAUUGAUCGUAAUUCAGUGGAUCAAAAUGGACUAGUAGCCUCGAUCCCUGCACCAGGGUUUUAUACAUUUCAUGUAGGGAACGGAUUUGAAUCUACUUGUUCAAAUACAGGAGAUAAGUUGCUUACCUUAAAUUGUGUAUCAUUUUCAAAUGGUGAUAUCUUACAUCAGCUUCAUACAUUUGGUGUACCACAUAGUAAAGGCCCUGAUCAACAACAACAACAAACUUAUUUAAAUGGCUUUGCCUAUCCUCCCAAAUAUCAAACUAGCUUUGGAGAUCUAAUGCAAUAUCAAUUGAAUUUAAAUCAAAUGGCACUAGUAUCCACAAAAACGUUAGCUGAAAAUAUCGAAUUCCCGCGUUUUAAUCAAAAUUUUAGUAUGACAGCUAAGCAUCGAUACAUGUAUGGCUGUCAAUUGUCAAGAUUUACAGAAAAGAGAGAUGAAAGUAUAUGUUUAAUCAAGAUUGACCUGAAUGAUCUCUCUACGACACUGUACGGUGAUGAACAAGAGGGUUUGACCUGUUCUGAACCCAUCUUCGUUUCAAGACCACCAAAUUAUAGUAAAACUGAAGAAGAAGAAGAAGAUGAUGGCGUCCUGUUAACUUUUGUCAGUGACUUCAAGUGUUGUUACUUUAUUGUAAUUAAUGCCAAGGAUAUGAAGGAAUUAGCUCGUAUCAAAAUUGGUGAUUUUACUGCUAUUACUUUCCAUGGUUCCUUUGUAGAUCAUGAAUUCAAAUCUGUUAACAUUAAUUAAAACAAUUUAUAUAUGUCUAUAAUCAUCAUUAUUUAAAGAAAGGUUUUAACUAUACAUAUUUUUGUCGUGCUCUUUAC